This is a messenger RNA of Spizellomyces punctatus DAOM BR117, 2216 nucleotides long. RefSeq lists its product as uncharacterized. Lineage: Eukaryota; Fungi; Chytridiomycota; Chytridiomycetes; Spizellomycetales; Spizellomycetaceae. The transcript has a single exon. The record is from RefSeq and is a predicted model, not a curated record. The coding region runs from base 1 to 2121 and encodes 706 amino acids.
AUGACAAACCCCUGGCAGCUCCCACCACCCGCCCGAACUUCCUUCCAGAAUAUCUGGACAUGGGGCGACGGAACGGUUCGUAGACGCAAAACUGAAGCUGUGAUUGUUCCAGCAUAUAGUGCGGAAGAAUCAGAAGAUGACGAUGACCAACAGGAUACAGAGAAGGAACGAGAUGACAACCCAGAUGACCCACCCCUACUCAUCCCACGGGUUAAAGGUCAUGGUAUCGGCGGAAAUGGUGGAGCGGGACUCUACCGUCCUAUGCGGUUUUCAGGCGAGGUGGGUGCUAAAAGCACUACCAGCUCGACACAAGUAGACCAGAAUGGACAGUCAAGUGACGAAGAGGACGACGACCCCUGGAUGAGAAACAUUGCAAAAAGUACCAACCAAAUCGGACUCGUAUCCAAAACGAUGUGGACAAGCAAAACAGUUUCACAAAGUACACCUAUGAUUCGGAAGCCGAGAGCAUUCAAGGCAAGACUUCCAGAAUCGGUCGCACAAGAGGUUGAUGCCGAUGCUACUGAGAUCGAUGCAUCCAGUCAUUACGAUAACCUGUCCGCAUCAAGUGAUGACAUUCUCAGCUCGGAUCCCGCAGUGUUUUCAAAGAUAAAGUUUGGGUUAGCGGGAGCAGAUGGCAGCGGGGUACAUGAUACGGAACAAAGGGCACAGCGAAAUGAGGAACAACCCUACAUAAGCAGCGACAGUGUACGGAUUCACUAUGAAGAUGGUGCUGAUGACCGCGCUGAAACUCAACGGCACUACGGCAUCUCAAACUCUUCCAACAACUACUUGCCCGCUAGUGAACAAGGAGAGUACGCUGCAAAUACAAUUGAAUCUGAUGAUGCGGAGGGCCCAGUGGAAGGUGGUUCUUCCGUGUCCUUAUCUAAAGCGUCUUCAUCCGGCCAAACGCAUGGCCUUCAAACCGUAACAGGAUUAGGCAACGAGGAAAAUGCAUCCUACAGCACAAAUCCAAUUCCAGAACUAUCAUCCUCUCCCCUCGUUUCACUUUCGUCAGACGUGAUAGAUACUGGAACAGGUUCUGACGGUGAAGAAUUGUGCAGCGCGAAGCGGCUUUCGCCAGCACUGUCAACAUCCAAGUACGAUGCAUCUGCAACAAACACUGAUACUGAAUUCACGACUGGAAUGUUUGAGGGCAAUGAAGGCGAAGCUGAGAAAUCUUGCGGACGUAGUCCUUUGCUAUCAAACGGGACCGACUCCGACAUACCGAUAUUUGAGAAUGAGUUACCAACCUCUACUACCGAUACUGGAUUCGCUGAUGAACCUCAAGAGUGGCGGAGUGGAGAGAAUGCGUCUGCGUCCUUCUCUUCACUCACCUCGUCAGGACUAUCGCUUGCAACCGGGCAUUCCACACCUACUAGUACCAGACCGAGUAGCAGAGGACGUCGAGGAAAUACAACGUCCCUUUUACACACUCGCCCGACUUCAACGUCUCUGUCCGAACAGUCUGAACCUGCUGACAGAGACCCAUCCCACACGGAGGCAUCGCCCUCCAAACACGACAUUCAAAACUCCACUAUAGAAAUCCACGAUACACGUAGACCGGCUCCCUGGACCCCUUUUGAUUCUCAUCGCCGGCUACCCUCUCGGCCACAUACCCAACAAACCAUCCUACCCACCCUGAACCUCACUCCCAAUUCAUCCCCGCUCAUCUACCCCCACCACCUUCUUCUAACAUCAUCGUCCCCCAGUCUAGAUUACCUCCCACCCCUUCCAGAUCCCCCUGACCAUGUGCAGCCAAAAAGGACGACCAAACCCCCCGCAAAACCGCCUGAACUGCAUACAAUGGUGUUAGAGGCACCAAAGUGGACUCGGAGGCCUACCAGGCGGCCGCAGACGACGCCAUCGGUUGUGGUAAAGAAAACAAAAGUGAGACCUCAUACAACGUCUGGCGUACAUUUGGAUGUAAAUAAUUUAGUUGUUGGUUGCGAAACUCCGGAUUGGAAACUCUCUGUGAAAAAACCGGCAACUCCCUCCAGGGUGCUGAAAAAGGUCGUGUUGACUUGCUUGCAUCCCGAGGAGGAGGAUGUUUUGGAAAAAGGAUGGAGAUGGGUUUUGCCGGAUAUUGGAGGGCGGAGCGGUGUGGUUGGGUUUCGUUUAUAGUUUUGUAGCUAGGAGAUAGAUAUCGCUUAGAAGCAAGAGCAAAUUGCAUUGACAUUGGGUGGUGAGACUUGCGUAACAUCUGAGUGAAAGCAGGC